CAUCCCUGCAUGGCUUUUAUACUGUUUAAAUUAAAGACUUUUUGAAUUAUACAAACAUUAAAAACAUAUAUAACGUUCGAUCAAAAUAAAAUGGGGUGAGUCCGGUGAAAUACAAUGGGGGUUGAUUGUCGGUUGUUUGGCUCAUCCCUCUCCCCCAAUAAUUUACAAAAAUUUGCACCCCUGGCUAGACCUAAAGGUGUUUGGCUCGUGUUUCGGCGUCCCCUUCCAUCAGCUGUCUAAUAAGUGCGUUCCAGUUCGUGUAAUAGUUUUCCUCAAAGUUGAAUGCCUCGCCACACUGGGAUCCGUCCGGCCAUACGGUCGAAGAGGUGGUCGCGGGGGUAGCUUGAAGCGCAUGAUUCACGACCUUGUGGCCUCUGAUUCACCGGGUACGGAUCCUGCACGGUAGCUGGGAUUUUGGGGAGCGGCGGUGGGAGUGCGCUUGCAGUGAUAAGGGCGGUGGUGACUUAUUAGGCUAUUUAUAGCGUGAGCGGCGGCGCGCGCACGAUGGCAGACCAGUUGGCCCCGCUGGUGCGCCGGCUCGAGGCGGUGACGUCACGGUUGGAGCGCUGCUCGCCCGGCGACGGCGGCGCCGCGGCGCCCGCCGAGGAGUUGGCGCCGUUCGUGGCCGCCUACGAUGAGUUCCUGUCGGGCCCGCUGGCCGACUACAUCAAGGAGGCCAAGAAGGUGGGCGGUGACGCGUCCACGCAUGCCGACCAGGUGCAGCGCGCCUUUCGCGCCCAGCGCGACUUCGUGCUGCUCGCCUCCAAGUGCAAGAAGCCGGACGACGCGGCCGUGGCCAAGCUGCUGAAGCCGCAGGCGGACGUCAUCACGGAGAUCACGCAGUUCCGCGAGAAGAACCGCCGCUCGGCGCAGUACAACCACCUGUCCGCCGUGUCGGAGGCGAUCGCGGCCCUCUCCUGGGUGAUCACGGCGCCGGCGCCGGCGCCCUUCAUCAAGGAGAUGAACGACGCCGGCCUCUUCUGGGGCAACCGUGUCAUCAAGGAGAACAAGGCGCACCAGCCGUUCACGCGCGCCUGGUCGGCGGCCUUGUCGGCGCUGCAGGCCUACGUCAAGCAGCACCACACCACCGGGCUCAGCUGGAACAUGCGCGGUGGCGACGCGGCGCUGGUGGCCGGCGGCGACGCCGCGCCCUCCAGGGGUCCGGCCGGCCCGGCGCCGCCGCCUCCGCCGCCGCCGCCCAAACCGCUCGCCUCCUCCGGACCAGACCCCACCGACCAGCAGCGGGCGGCCCUCUUCAACGACAUCAACCGCGGGGCGGCCAUCACGCAGGGCCUGCGGCACGUGACGAAGAACAUGCAGACCCACAAGAACGCUGAGCUCCGCUCCAGCGGCCCUGUGCCGGGCUCGAAGCCGGCGCCCAGCGCCAAGCCAGCCGGCGGCCGGGCGGCGCCCGUUAAGCGCGCGCCCGUCUGCGAGCUGCAGGGCAAGAAGUGGGUGAUCGAGCACCAGGACAACAACCUGGAGCUGCAGCUGGACCAGACGCAGAUGAACCAGACGGUGUACGCCUUCAACUGCGUCGACAGCGUCAUCCAGGUCAAGGGCAAGGUUAAUUCCAUCAUCCUGGACUCUUGCAAGAAGUCGGCCAUCAUCUUCGACUCAGUGGUGGCGUCGGUGGAGUUCGUCAACUGCGUCUCCUGCCAGAUGCAGGUGAACGAGAAGGUGCCCACCAUCUCGAUCGACAAGACGGACGGCCUGCAGAUGUACCUGUCCAAGGACUCGCUGGACGUGGUGCUGGUCUCGUCCAAGUCCUCCGAGAUGAACGUGCUGGUGCCCAAGGAGACUGGAGACUACACCGAGCUGGCCGUGGCCGAACAGUUCAAGACGACCAUCCAGGGCAAGAAGCUGGUGACCGUGGUGAACGAGUCCACCUAGGACGUCGGGGGAGGCCACGUGCGGUCCGGCCGCCGACAAAGUGAUGACUUUUUAUAACUAGUGAUUGUGUCAAACGGUCGGUAGUGCCGCUGUCCGCCAUUAAUCGGUUCAGUAUUUGAUUGGCAACGACCUACAUCUCCUGCGCCGUCGCGCGAUGCGAGAAACACGAGCACAAUGUCGUGAUUCUACUGGAGAGCUGUUUGGACAACCGGUCUUUAUUUAACUCGUAGUCCCGGGUAUAUCUGCUAUGGAGGGGACAGACCUUGGGCGUAGGACCAGUGACAACAGCACUGGCCAGGAUUCGGCAUGCUCCCUUUUCGGCCAAAGGUGGAAGUCACGGUUUGCGCUGUUGCGACAUGGAAGGACCCUAUUUGCCCUGUUAAACGGUUACGCUCACGUGAUCAGCACUAGUUUCUGUUAUGUUUAUGUACUCUUGCCCGACUGCUCUAUCGCCCCCAUCGCGCUCCAUUGCCGUAGCCGUCUUCCGAGUUUGUUUAUGUUUGAGUCUGACACGGCGGAAAACGUCGACUCAUUCGCUUGUUUGCCGGUUUGACUGGCUGGGCCGCCGAUAGCUUCAUUUGCUUGUAUGUUUUUUAAUGUACGGAAAAUACAAUAAAUCGAACACCCUG
Molecule: messenger RNA, 2522 nt
Organism: Pollicipes pollicipes
Lineage: Eukaryota; Metazoa; Arthropoda; Thecostraca; Pollicipedomorpha; Pollicipedidae
Gene: capt
Product: adenylyl cyclase-associated protein 1
Biological process (GO): cytoskeleton organization; actin filament organization; cell morphogenesis
Cellular component (GO): cytoplasm
Molecular function (GO): actin binding; adenylate cyclase binding
Source: RefSeq, a predicted model, not a curated record